Molecule: messenger RNA, 3804 nt
Organism: Sceloporus undulatus (fence lizard)
Lineage: Eukaryota; Metazoa; Chordata; Lepidosauria; Squamata; Phrynosomatidae
Gene: BORCS5
Product: BLOC-1 related complex subunit 5
Exons: 2
Biological process (GO): positive regulation of anterograde synaptic vesicle transport; lysosome localization; organelle transport along microtubule
Cellular component (GO): BORC complex; synaptic vesicle membrane; cytoplasmic side of lysosomal membrane
Source: RefSeq, a predicted model, not a curated record
CUUCUAGGUCUUCUCAGUGGGCAGACAUCUCCUUCCAAUAUUAAACUGGAGAAGCUAGAUUCUCAGCACGUUCUACAGCUCUGCCUCCGUUACCAAGAACAUCUUCAUCAGUGUGCAGAAGCAGUUGCCUUUGACCAAAAUGCAUUAGUCAAGCGGAUCAAAGAGAUGGAUCUUUCUGUGGAAACUCUUUACAGUUUAAUGCAGGAGCGCCAGAAAAGAUAUGCCAAAUAUGCAGAGCAGAUUCAGAAAGUCAACGAGAUGUCUGCCAUCCUCCGUCGCAUCCAGAUGGGCAUUGAUCUGACCAUUCCUUUGAUGGAGAGGCUGAACAGCAUGUUACCAGAGAGCGAGCAACUGGAGCCUUUUAGUAUGAAACCGGACAGAGAGCUCAAGUUAUAAUAUUCUGUUGCAGCCUUUAUUUUCUUUUUACUGACCAUACUUGACAAGGAGCAUGGCUGGGACAAGGAACAUGGCUCUGCACUAUUCAGAGAAUUCAGAUGAGAGGUGGCACUUUGGGGUUAGGAAGAAGUGCAUGACUUGUAGAGAUUGCCAUUUAAAACACAGCAACUUGGAAUAAAGCACUGUCUGGAUCAUAUUUUUAAAGCAUCUACUUAGCAACAGGUUUUUUUUUCUGAACCAACAAAUGCUGCUUUAUUAUGUUGGUUUUGAACUUUGUACACUCAGGCUACCUUUCCACAUGUGUGCGGUUGCAGAGGAACCUUGGCUGGUUUCUCCUACAGUUUCAAGUUGUAGACAGGAAAAGCUUCAGCCCAUGGACUUAUUCAGAAGUAACAGAAGAGAUCCAUGCGUACUACUACAGUUGGGUAGAUCACUGGCAUGUGGGGAAUCCCUGCAUUUAUCUCAGAAUGGAGAUAACAGUGGGAGUCUUUGCCUUCCAUGCAUUCUGCUCAAUAGACAAAGUCGACAGUGGUUAGUGGUUGUUCUGUGCCCCUCAUGUACACUGCAAGAACACUCAAACAGUUGGUGAUUGGAUCUGCACACAGCUUUGCCUCCCCACUUGUGUUCCUUCACAUGAGAAGGCAAGGAGAGAACAAAGAUGGGUCCCUGGAAACUCACACCAGUGCUGCAGCCUAGAGCUUGUUGUGCCAGGGAGCAUGGCCAUGUCUUGAUAUCAGGUGCUUGGCCCUGGCCCCACAGCUUUUGGCUCACAAUGGAUUGCAAAGUUCCCCAACAAUUCUGUAGAGGAUUCUGGGGCACAUUGCAAAACAACUGUUGUUCAUGGCUCCCCUAUGGGAAGAGUAGUAACAACAGGCAAGGCAAGCAUCCUGCAAAUGUGUUAACUGCUAUUAUCAGUCUUCCCUGUAAUGUAAAGCUUCUGUAAAUUGUUAGCUGCCCUGUAGGGUUACUUGGUGACUGCUAGGCCUAAGAAAGCUAGCAGGCACGCUGCACUCACUGAACGUGAUCCAGAAUCCAUUCACAGGGAUUCAACAAUUGAUAGGUAUUUUUUUUGUCAAGACAGAUGCUGAGAAAAGUGUUCAUUGUAUACAGGAAGCUUUAAAACUGCUGUUGUAGGCCAUAUUAUCAAUUCACACAGAGGAGAGGCCAAACCAACUGAGUUUCACCUUUGCCUCCCUUUUAAAUGGCAAGCUAGAUUCAUGGUUCCUUGGCUCUUCACUAUUGCAAAGGAUAACUAGUGGUAGACAAGUUUUCUUUCAGGGAGUCUUGUUUGCCAUUAUAGGUAUGUUUCAGAAAAAGAGUUGCAAGUUCCCCAGAAGACACUGUUUUCUUAACAUAAUCACUCUUUUGAUUGAACAUAGAAUUUUGGAAUGGACAGUUUAUUACCUGGUUUUUCAAGAACAUUCAAAAUUGUGCUUUGUACUUGGAAAACCUUUCAGUUUAUAACAAGCGAGCUGUUAAUUAUGUUUUCUUGCCUUUCAGCUAUGCAUACCGUCACAUUGUUUGUUUAUAGCUGAGUGCUUAUAAAGGCAGAAACAGGCAUAUUAAACUCACCUACCAUAAUGUUGUGUGGUGUGUGGGGAAGAGUUUCCUUUUGAGCUCUGUGUGACCUCUCCCUCCUUAACAUUUGUGCAUGUGGACUUUUUAAAGUUGGCUUCUUAUUUUAUAGGGCUGUUAAAUGAGUAACUACUUGAAGACUGUCAGAGCUAUGCAGGCCCCAGAAUGAGGAUCUCCAGAUAGAGGUGAUGAGGAGUAGCUCAGUUCCACACACACUGCUCUAUUUAUGAAACAAAAGAGUACUUCUCUCUGCCUUAUCUACUUGGUUUGUGAAAAAUCCCUACCAGGCUUAAUAAGGCAAGCCUUGAUUUAUCAGGAAUAAAGGAUAUUGCUUAGUCCAGAGAAAGCUGGAAAAGCUGGCAAACCAGGAACUGUUAAUUCCUAUGUUUCGUUUGUUUGUGAGGCAAUUUCAAGUGUGCCACCAGCUUUUGCAAUUUGGUUUGUCUUCAUUCCUCAUUCUCACAGUAUUUUCACAAAACUGAAUGAAUAUGGUGCUGUCUGCUAAGCAUACAUACUGAAUUCUCACGAGUCUGUUAGAAGCAAAUUGUUCACAUCGAAAAUACUGCAAGUGCUAACUGAACCCCACUGCAUUGUUUCAGCUAAGUCACUGCAACUGCAGUUUUGUUCCUCGAUAUACCAUGCAACAGAUAAGCUAAUGUGGACUCCUGUCUUGACAUACACCAGGUUGAGGACCUUUCUAGGGGACAAGCAGGUAUUCUUGUAGGCAUGUUUCAGAGAGAGAGUUGCAGAAGCAGCUGCCAUAUGUUGCCAUAUGCAGAUUUCUAUGCUAGACAGGGACACCAGGAGCACUCCUUGAUAUCUCUGGAAAGCAUAUUUGGACAUGAUAAUAUUUUACCCCUUUUAAUGACACACAUUGCAGCUGCAACCACUGCCUGCUGGCAUGUAAAAUGUUUGGCAAAAUUAUUACAUACAAAUGGGUAUUUUCUGGCUAUAAUUCCCAAAUACUAAACAGCUGAAAGCACAGCAUGUGCUGUGAUUUUCUACGUGUAUUUCUAAGCACUCUUGAUAUUAUUUGACAAACAUUAGCAGCCUUCCAAUGAGGAAAUGGUUCAGUUACCCAAUCUGUUCUUCUGUACAGUUACCCAUUAUGUUCACCCAUAUGGGGUGUCAUCUUAGGCUGCAGACUCCAUUCCCACAAAACAAUAUUCUCAGCCCCAUCCAGAGCCAAUGUGGUGCAGUAGUUUGAGCACUGAACUAGGAUUCUGGAGAUCAGGUUCUGAAUUCCCACUCGGCCAUGGAAACUACCUUGGGCAAGUCACACUCUCCUAGCUUCAGACAAUGACUAUGGCACUCCCGGUUAAACAAAUCUUGACAAGGAAAAACGGGAGUGUUGCCUUAGGGUUACCAUAAGUUGGUAAUAACAUGAAGGCAGGCAGCAACAACGCCCCAUCCUGUGUUUUGUGAGAAAGUCCCACGCUCUACAACAUGCACAAGAACCUUUGGGGAUCUUGUAGCAAUUGUGCUGGGGUUCUUCAAGAGAGGUGUAUUAAAUGAUAUUGCAAGUCUGAGAACUUGUGUUGAUAGUUUUUGUCCUUGAAAAGCAGAAGAGUGGACAUGGAUGGAACUCAGGCAACUUCUUGAAGGAUCUAUGCAAGAUGGACUGCAUGUGUUUUUCCUUUAGUGAAAUGCAAUUGUAACUGUUUCAGUUGGGUCUUGUAUUGAAUUAUGUUGCACUGUGUACUAUAGACAUACUACUAAAUUUCUACUUGAAAUAUUUAUUUGUUUGUUAAUAAAGGACAUGGGCCAUGCCAGUUUUCUUCUAGCUUGUUUGUACCUCUGAUGAUGAAAAUAAAGAAAUUAUUUGUAAAGGAA